AUGAUGCCGUCUCCACUCUCGCUAUCAAUAUCCUCCUUAUCAGAGUUUCCAGCAGGAGUUAUGGUUCCUGCAGGGUCUUCAAUCUCACUUCUAUAUGAUGGUUCCAUGGGAAGAUUCGUAGACUCACUUCCACUAACUUUUGUGUCCAAAUCUGCAAUCUUUAAUCGUGGACUAUAUCUAACAUUGCUCUGUGCUGAUCCAGAACCAGACUUGGGAAGGCUGUCUGGCUUCAAAGCAUCACAUGAAAUUUGUUUCUCCAUUUUACCAAAGACGACAGUCUGCCCAGAAUAUAGUUCAAGGAACCUACAUACAACAGAAUCAACAACAGCUGAUUACGACAAAUGUUUACGCAAGAUUGUUGAGGUUCACCUCUUGGGCUUUCCGACUCUGUUCAAUCUCCUGGAGGAGCUGGCCUUCCAGACUCGUUUCAUACCUCUUCCCUUCGCCGAACCCCCGGGGCCUUUUCUCCAGCCAACUCCUCAUCUUGUCAAAUGGCAAUAG
Nymphaea colorata (pocket water lily) is the source of this 501-nucleotide messenger RNA. RefSeq lists its product as uncharacterized. Bases 1 to 501 code for a protein of 166 amino acids. NCBI's taxonomy places the organism in Eukaryota, Viridiplantae, Streptophyta, Magnoliopsida, Nymphaeales, Nymphaeaceae. The transcript has 2 exons. The record is from RefSeq and is a predicted model, not a curated record.